Molecule: messenger RNA, 1485 nt
Organism: Candida dubliniensis CD36
Lineage: Eukaryota; Fungi; Ascomycota; Pichiomycetes; Serinales; Debaryomycetaceae
Gene: ALG7
Product: UDP-N-acetylglucosamine--dolichyl-phosphate N-acetylglucosaminephosphotransferase
Exons: 1
Coding region: 1-1485 (494 amino acids)
Biological process (GO): protein N-linked glycosylation; dolichol-linked oligosaccharide biosynthetic process
Cellular component (GO): membrane
Molecular function (GO): UDP-N-acetylglucosamine-dolichyl-phosphate N-acetylglucosaminephosphotransferase activity
Source: RefSeq, a predicted model, not a curated record
AUGUUUGUGAGGCUUUUUAAACUUGCAGUAAUAGUUGCAGCAAUAGCAGCAAUAACCCCUAAUAACCCAAUACGUACCCUGGUUUCAUUUGGGUGUAUAGGGUACGUGGCAACCUUACUGGUAAUACCAAAGGUUAGCCCAAGUUUUAUCAAGAUCGGGCUCAAAGGGAAAGAUUUGUCUAAACCACCACCAGUAUCAGAAAUACCAGAAACAAUGGGGCUAGUGGCAUCAACUACAUACAUGUUUCUUAUGUUUGGUCUUAUCCCAUUUAUUUUUUUCAAAUACCUUCUUUCCUUUGGAUCAAUGUCCAACGACGAGAUAAUAACUAAAAACUACUUGUCUCAAUAUAAGGCUCUUGCUGACAACAGGUUAUUUCCCCACAAUAAGUUAGCAGAAUACUUGAGUGCCAUGUUAUGUUUACAAAGUACUACAUUGUUGGGGUUAUUGGAUGACUUGUUUGAUAUCAGGUGGCGUCACAAGUUUUUCUUACCUGCCGUAGCAUCAUUACCCUUAUUGAUUGUUUACUACGUUGACUUUAGUGUUACCUCAGUCGUGAUACCUAAGUUUGUCACUGAUUUCCCUGGAGGUUACCUUCUAAUUAAUACCAUCAAUUUUUUCAUAAAAUAUAGUAAUCACUUGGUGACAAGCAUCACAGGUCUUUCAUUUAGAACAUUACAAACAGACUAUGUUGUUCCAGAUAGUUCACCAAAGUUGAUUGAUUUGGGAAUUUUCUACUAUGUGUAUAUGUCGGCUAUUUCAAUUUUCUCGCCGAAUUCAAUCAACAUUCUCGCUGGGGUUAAUGGCUUGGAGGUUGGACAAUCAUUAGUUCUAGCAGCCAUAUUUUUGAUUAAUGAUUUCUGCUAUCUUCUUUCAUCAGGAAUAUCACAAGCAGCUCAUGAUUCACAUAUGUUUUCUGUGAUAUUCAUAAUUCCUUUUGUCGGAGUAUCGUUAGCUUUGUUGCAAUAUAACUGGUUUCCUGCAAGAGUGUUUGUUGGCGAUACUUAUUGCUAUUUCAGUGGUAUGGUGUUUGCUAUUGUCGGUAUUUUGGGGCAUUUUUCAAAAACUCUUUUGAUAUUUUUGUUACCGCAAAUAAUCAAUUUUAUAUAUUCGGUUCCUCAAUUGUUUCACAUUUUGCCAUGUCCAAGGCACAGACUACCUAGAUUUAAUGUCAACGAUGGUUUAAUGUACCCCAGUUUUGCCGAAUUAAAGAAAACAAGCAGUCUAAACUUGGCGAUUUUGGAAACACUCAGUCUUUUCAAGCUCAUACAAGUAGAAAGGGAUUCCAAACUGAACCAGAUUGUUAGAUUUUCCAAUAUGACCAUAAUUAAUCUCACAUUGGUGUGGCUUGGUCCUUUACGAGAAGACCAUUUAUGUAUUUCUAUCUUGACCUUUCAGUUUGUUAUUGGCGUGGCAAUGAUAGCUGUUAGACAUACCAUUGGACCAUGGUUAUUUGGAUACGAUAAUUUAUCAUGGGGUGUAAAAUAA